Molecule: messenger RNA, 861 nt
Organism: Hydatigera taeniaeformis
Lineage: Eukaryota; Metazoa; Platyhelminthes; Cestoda; Cyclophyllidea; Taeniidae
Source: the annotation of a GenBank genome assembly
AUGGUGGUGGAUGGGAGAAGAUCUGUAGAUCGUUUUAUCCGGCUUAAAGGGACACUAUCAAUCAGAAACCCUGAAAAUAACCACGACCACAAUUUUCCCAUCUCUCACGAGACAAUCACGAUGCGUGGACCACCUCUGGGUCAAACAGCAAUAUACGAUGUUCCCUCCAUUGGUGCGGUGCAAAAUAUGCUUCGCCUCCUCACACCAUAUCUUCAUUACAUCAACAGUCUCACUAGCUUUCCAUCCAGAAACUCACGAUUCUACAAUGUGUUCUCUCUGACAGGCGGAUUUUCCAACCUUGUUCUUCUCAGAUUCAAUGUGUCUUAUCAGGGUCUCGGCAACCUUCUGAUCGAGACCACGAUUCAGCGCUCCAUCUCCGAUCCCGAUUACUUCGAAGGAAAUAUGAAUGUAGAGGUAAAGACUGGGAAGUCAUUCAAGGUGCCGAGGGAGACCUACGUGGAAAGGCAGUUUGGCGAUGGAACAAUUGACUACUCCAAAAUUGCACGAGGUGUUCUGCGAUUCAGACGGAAACAUAUGAAGCUCGCUGCAAUAAAUAGGCAAUCGUCCAAGGUAUUGCGAGUUAGCAUAGUCGGAACGGGCUACGUGACAGUGGACGAAGCAGCAUGUCUGCUGCAGAACGGUUCACUAGUGGAGGAAGCUAAGGAUGGCUUCAGUGUGCUACUCAAUCCAAAGGGCUACUGCAACACGGCUUGCCCCCACAGCAGCACCUUCUGCACCAUCUACUGUCUCGACUAUCCUGUUCUCGAGUCUCGACAGGCUUGUGAGUAUAAAACUAUAUCGCAUCCUUGCGUACCACGCUUCUUUAAUCUAUCGAAUUUAGGCUUUGUAUAUUUCAAGUAG